CUUUCUGUAAACACUGUCUUUUUGUCUUACCAUUUUUUAGCAAAAUUGUAGAGCAGCCUGAAACAGCAGCACUGUAAAUGACGAUGGUACCAGGAGUAGUACUUGAAGAUCCACCCAGAGAUCUAAAAUUUGAACACCAAACGCUGUUUACCACUGAUUGCAUACAAUUUCUUGCAGAGCUUAUCACAACAUUUGACAGUAAGGUGGAGAAGGUUUUACUGCAGAGGGCAGCCAGAAAAAUCCAUUUGGAUGUGUCUGGAGACCUCCCUGAAUUUUCAAGUCUCACCUCGCACAUCAGAGAUGACAAGGAGUGGAAGAUUCUUCCAGUACCUGAGAGACUGCAGAAUAGACACGUAGAUGUGGGAGAUCUUGCACCAUGUGACACUGAGCGUUUUCUUAAAGCUCUGAAGUCAGAUGCUCAGGGAAUACAGGUUGACUUUGAUGAUGGAAAUUGUCCAACAUACUCCAAUCAAAUUAAAGGGCUUUUUAAUGUUUAUAAAGCAGUCCGACAUCAUUUCAAAGAUACACCUCACAUCUCAGAAGCUCCAGUGUUAAUGCUGAGACCCAGAGCUUGGAACAUGGUUGAACACAACAUGAUGGUGCAAGGAAAGGAGGUUCCAGGUCCUUUGUUUGAUUAUGGUCUGUUGGUGUACCACAAUGGCAAACUACUAUUUGAGAACAAAAGUGGUCCAUUCUUUUAUUUGUCUAAGAUUGAAAGUCACCAUGAAGCAAGACUGUGGAAUGAUAUUUUUGCUUGGACUGAAGAAAAGCUGGGCUUACCAUGUGGCAGUAUUAAGGCCACUGUCUUAAUAGAAAAUGUUUUGGCUACAUUUGAGAUGGAUGAAAUACUCUAUGAGCUCCGUGAACACACUCUCGGCCUAAAUUGUGGAAUUUGGGAUUACUCUGCAUCUUUUGUCAAUAAGUUUGGUAAUCUUUCAGCAUUUUUGCUUCCUGACCGCAGUAAAUAUGUGAACAUGGAGAAGCCUUUUCUGAGAAGCUACAUGGAAUUACUGGUACAGACAUGCCAUAGACGGGGCGCGUUAGCCACUGGAGGCAUGGCGGCUGCAAUACUUCCCAGUGACAAGGGAAGCUCCCAGUACCACAGGAUACUUGAAAAGGUCACCAGGUUAAAGCUUCUGGAAAUCAAGGCGGGUAUCGAUGGGUUUCUAGUGUACGACCUUGACUUGAUAAAACCACUGCAAGAGCUUUUCCUGCAGCACACAAAUGGAAAAAAUCAAUUAGAUGUUCUGCGGGAAGAUGUGUCUGUAACGCGUGCAGAGCUGCUUACCAUGCCUUCAGGUGGUGUCACUCUCCAUGGACUCAAAUAUAACAUAGAAGUGGGCAUCCUGUUUGUGGCAUCAUGGCUUACAGGUAAAGGGCAUUUCAUCUAUCAAGAUCAGGUGGAAGAUUCAGCCACUGCAGAGAUCUCCAGAUCUCAGGUUUGGCAGUGGAUUCGCCACCAGGUCACUUUGGAAGAUGACAGCAGGAUGGUAACCCGAGGUCUAAUCCGAGACCUUGUUGAGGAGGGGAUUCGAGUGAAGCUUGUAGAUUUUCUACAGAGUAACACAACAAAAUACUCUGGAGAUCCAAGCAGUCAUGUUUGAUAAGGCAAUUACACCUUGGGAUGGAGCAGGGCAGAUGUGCACAGUUUGGUCUGACCGAGUGUGACCAUACAAGAAGGCAGGACAUGUUAGACAUGUACUUAAUUACUCAAUGCCACUGUUUAUUUAUUCAUCACCAUACAAGGUACGUAAGAUCUGUUACUGUGCCGGAAUGCAGAGGGAGGUCUUGUUAUACGCUAACUGCCUCAGACCCAUCAUGCACUUGGCAGCUUUGUGACCUGUUAUACAAACCUCAAGCACAGCAGCUCAUUCUGCUGCUCCCUGAAAUCGAAGCAUGUUAAGUUACAAGAUGUUCAUGUCCAUAAAAGUUGAAAACAAAUAAAUAAAGGUAACAACCUCUGUAGAAAUGUAUGAUGGCUCCUAGAUGGCUUGGUGACACUUAUGUUACAGUGACUAGACAUGUACUCCGCAUUUCCACUACAAGAAAAACAAACUGAUGGCUACGUUACCUAAAGAUUAUCAUGAUUCAGUAUUUCAAUGCCACUGUAAGUUAUCAGCUAAACACCACAAUAAUCCACAAUCUAUCAUGUUUGGACAAGGCAACAAUUUUAACUUGAGACUUCAGCAAAGAUUUAAAUUCUUUGAAAAAUCUUAUGUUUAAGGAAUUUCAAGUACAACUAGCCUCAGACCUGUCACACCAACAGCAGCACAUGGAUCUUCUCAGCACUUGAGUUGGAAUCUGCCAUCAAUGAAAGCCAUGUCAGCCACAUCAUAUUGGAAAAUGCUAUUAAAAAUAAGCCAGCACGCAUACAUUUUAAUACCACUUAUCUUUGAAUAUAACUCACUGUUACAAAAAAUGUAAAACAAAACUAUGAUAAUGAAUUUAUUAACGAAGUGACUAGAGGAUUUUCAAAACACUCCAACUUUCAAACGCAGUCUCCAAGCACACGUGAAGGUUACACCCUGUGGACAGUUUCUUUCUUGUUUUUGUUAGUUUCCCCUGAAUAGAAUCCUAAUAAUGACAAAUAACAACGAGGAGAGCAGCCACCCAGGCCAAACGCCUGUAACUGCUUCAGUGUCAGACCACUCAUUAAUACUCAUUAUUAAAUAAUGGAUUAAAUAACCAGAACAAAUCACAAUGAGGAGGAAAAUCUUAACAGCCAUUAAAAUACUAAAUUACUCCCAAGUAACAUACAUAAUGGUUAAAAUAAAAUUUUUAAUUAAAUAAAUGCAGUAAAACUAUGUUUUUGAAUUUCUACACUCACCCCAAAAUGUGCUUUAUUAGGCAGCCACAUGGUAACACCACACCCCCCCAGUACCACUGCAUUAGAAGUCACUGGAGAAAGAAUGGAGGGGGAGUAGAAGUCAGUCCUGAUCCGUGAGGAAAGCCAAUGGAGUGUUCUAGACGAGAGGACAAGUUAGGCCAUUAACCAUCCAAGCGGUAGUGAAAGGAGUUGGACUUGAACCUAAACAACACAGAAGCUGUGAUUUUCAAUGUAAAGAGAGACAAAAUGACCAGAGCAUGUAUAAAUGUAUCAAAAGUUAAAGCAAUAUCAGAAAGGAUAAAAAAAAAAAAAAGGGUGAAGCAACAAGAAAAGACAA
Messenger RNA from Erpetoichthys calabaricus (reedfish), 3164 nucleotides. RefSeq names its product ureidoglycolate lyase (gene ugl). The transcript is spliced from 15 exons. The coding region runs from base 78 to 1604 and encodes 508 amino acids. Lineage: Eukaryota; Metazoa; Chordata; Cladistia; Polypteriformes; Polypteridae. Gene Ontology annotation, biological process: glyoxylate cycle. Gene Ontology annotation, cellular component: cytoplasm. Gene Ontology annotation, molecular function: malate synthase activity. The record is from RefSeq and is a predicted model, not a curated record.